AUGGCUCCCAUCGUUACUCCUCAAAUCACAUCCAACAUCCAAUGGAUCUCUCAAAUGAACGUUGAUGUUGAACCUACAGCUGGUCGUAAAACCACUGUCAUUGGCACCAUCGGUCCCAACACCAACAGUGUUGAAAUGAUCACUCAGCUUCGAAACGCUGGUUUGAAUGUUGUUCGUAUGAACUUUUCUCAUGGAUCUCAUGAAUAUCAUCAAUCAGUCAUUGAUAACACACGUAAGAGUGUAGAACUCUAUCCUGGUCGUCCUGUUGCUAUUGCUCUUGACAAUAAGGGGCCCGAGAUUCGUACUGGUAACAUGAAGGACAAUAUCGAGAUCCCUAUCAAGGCUGGCCAUGAAAUGAUCUUCAGCACCGACGACCAAUAUGCUGAACAAUGUAACGACGAAAUUAUGUACAUUGACUACAAAAACUUGCCCAAGGUCAUUGAGGUUGGUAAGACUGUCUACAUUGAUGACGGUGUUCUCUCAUUUGAGGUUAUUGAGAUCCUUGAGGACAGCAUCCGUGUUGUUGCAAAGAACAAUGGCAAGCUCUGCUCUCACAAGGGCGUCAACUUGCCCAACACCAAUGUUGAUCUGCCUGCUCUCUCUGAAAAGGACAAGAACGACUUGCGAUUCGGUGUCAAGAACAAGGUAGAUGUCAUCUUUGCUUCCUUUGUCCGUCGUGGCCAAGAUGUCAAGGAUAUCCGUGAAGUAUUGGGCGAAGAGGGCAAACAUAUCAAGAUUAUCUCCAAGAUUGAGAACCAUCAAGGCGUCGAGAACUUUGAUGACAUUCUUCAAGAGACUGACGGUGUCAUGGUGGCCCGUGGUGAUAUGGGUAUCGAAAUCCCUCUUGAGCGUGUGUUCAUCGCUCAAAAGAUGAUGAUUACAAAGUGUAACUUGGCUGGUAAGCCUGUUAUUUGUGCUACUCAAAUGUUGGAAUCCAUGACUUACAAUCCCAGACCCACUCGUGCCGAGGUCUCUGAUGUGGCCAAUGCUGUAUUGGAUGGUGCUGACUGUGUCAUGCUCUCAGGUGAGACAGCCAAGGGCAACUACCCCAUUGAGGCUGUUCGAACCAUGCAUGAAAUCUGUAAGCUUGCCGAGACUGUGCUCUGCUACCCUGCUGUUUUUAACGAGCUCCGUUCCUUGACUCCUUUGCCCACCGAGACAACUGAAACUGUUGCCUGUGCUGCAGUUGCUGCUGCUCACGAGCAAGGAUGUGGUGCCAUCAUUGUGCUCUCUCAAUCUGGUAACUCUGCUCGUCUCAUCUCCAAAUACAGACCCCAUGCUCCCAUCAUCGUUGUCACUCGUAAUCCUCAGACUGCUCGUCAAGUCCACUUUUACAGAGGCUGCUUCCCCUUCCACUAUCCCAGAGCCUCCUCUGCUGCUGCUGCUCGCUUGUCUGCUUCAGCAUCAGCUCAUGCUCAUUUGAGUCCUGCGGAUAAUGCACCCUGGCAAGAGGAUGUGGAUGACAGAAUCAAGUGGGGUAUGGAGCAAGCCAUGAAAUACGGUUUGCUCAAGAGUGGCCAGCCUGUGGUUGCUGUUCAAGGCUGGAAGGGAGGCCUUGGUAACACCAAUACCCUCCGCGUUAUUUAUUCACCUGCAAAAUAA
Messenger RNA from Mucor velutinosus, 1602 nucleotides. RefSeq lists its product as uncharacterized. Gene Ontology annotation, molecular function: pyruvate kinase activity; potassium ion binding; magnesium ion binding. The record is from RefSeq and is a predicted model, not a curated record. Gene Ontology annotation, biological process: glycolytic process. The transcript has 9 exons. Gene Ontology annotation, cellular component: cytoplasm. Lineage: Eukaryota; Fungi; Mucoromycota; Mucoromycetes; Mucorales; Mucoraceae. The coding region runs from base 1 to 1602 and encodes 533 amino acids.